Schistosoma haematobium is the source of this 2376-nucleotide messenger RNA. RefSeq lists its product as uncharacterized. Gene Ontology annotation, biological process: mRNA stabilization. Lineage: Eukaryota; Metazoa; Platyhelminthes; Trematoda; Strigeidida; Schistosomatidae. Gene Ontology annotation, molecular function: poly(A) RNA polymerase activity; RNA binding. The transcript is spliced from 2 exons. The record is from RefSeq and is a predicted model, not a curated record. Bases 1 to 2376 code for a protein of 791 amino acids.
AUGAAAGAUUUUAAAACUGAUUAUAAAUUACCAACUAAUUUACCUUAUUCAACAUCAUCUUCAUCUUCAUCCUCAACCUCAUCCUCGUCAACGACAUCAUCAUCGUCAUCAUCAUCGAUAUCAUCAUCUUCAUCACCAUCAUCAGUAAUGUAUAUAAACAAUAAAUUAUCAGAUAAUACAUUAAAACAUUCAUUUUAUAUCACUGAUCAUAAUCAAAAUAAUAAUAAUAAUAAUAAUAAUACUAAUUGUAAUACCAUUGAACGUAAAUUAAAAACAAGAUUAGAAUCAUUUCCAAAAAUGUAUAGUAUCCAAGAGAACAUUGAUUAUGAAUUCGGUAUAAAAUUACCAAAAAUGAUUACAAAUUAUCAUAAUAAACAAACAAAAUAUUAUUUAAAUUUAAAUUAUAAUAAAUUUUAUAAAAAACGUAAAACAUUUAAUUUAAUGAAUUAUACAACAUAUAAACCAAUAUUGAAUUAUUCUUAUAAUAAUGAAGAGAAUGAAAUAAAUAAAGGAAAUAAUAAAUUAUCAUUACAACGUUCACUUGUAACUAGUUGUACGAAUACUACUAUUACUACUACCACUACUACUACUGCUAAUACUACUUAUAACAAUAAUAGUAAUCAUAAUAAUAAUAAUACAAAUAGUACAUUUUAUAAACGUUCUGAUUAUGGACGAUUUAAACGUAGUAAAGAUUGUGGACCAUCUUUAUCUGAUGUUCCAAUGAAUGUUGAUUUUAAUACAUUAAAUCCAUCAUGUACAUCAAAUCGUUAUCAUAUAUUUAAUUUUGAACAAGUGAAAUAUUUAGAUGAAAUAAUGAAUUCAUUUAUAAGUAUUUCACCAAAGCCUUUGUAUCAAAAUUUUUUAGGUACAAAUAAUAUUAUAUCAACAUCAUCAUCAUCAUCAUCAUCAUCAUCAUCAUCAUUAACAACUACAUCAUUACCAACAAUCAUUAGUAAACCAUGUUCAUGUUUCUGUACAAUUGAUCCAAUUAUUUAUGAUUUUAUGAAACAAACAUAUACAAAACAUUCAGAUCAUUUAUCAUCUGAUUGUUUGAUUAAUUCGACUAAUUUUAACAAUACGGAAAAUCGUUAUAAUAUUGAUAAAGUAAUCUCUUCAUCCGUUCCAACUACGGUACCAGUAUCAAAAGGAAAUAAUUUAGUAACAUCCAUUCCUGACGUCUCUUCCAAUAGUGAAAUCAAUAACACAAGCAAUGAUAAUAACAUAAAUAAUGCUUAUCAACAUCUAACAAAUGAUUCUUGCUUACCUAAUCAUCACAAUACAAUUUCACAUUCUCCUAUUCCGUUUACAUUACAACAACCACUGAAACUACCAACUAUUCGUACACAAUUAAAGAAACUUAUUAGAACAAUACGCGAUGGAUUACUGAAAGAAUCAAUACCAGUUAAAGAGAUACGCUUAAAUGGUGAAGUUGCAAGUUCUAUUAUUAUUGGUUCAGAAAAUAAACAAACAUUUCAUGAUAUAGAAUUAUUAUUUUAUGUUGAUUUAUCUAAUUCUACAACAUGUACAAAAAUUAAAUCAGUAAUAUAUUCAUGUAUUGAAAAUAUUUUAAAAGAUACAAUUAUUUUAGAAAAUUUAUCAAAUAUUACAAAUCAUUGUAUAUUUUGUUAUCAUUCUACAUUACCAUUGAAUAUAUCAACAAUACAAACAACACAGAAUCCAUCAUCAUCAUCUUUAUCAUAUAAGUGUAAAUAUUGUUCAUAUUAUAAAUUGAAUCCAUUCAAUAUACCGGUUCAUUUAAAUAAAGAAAAUGUAGAAAAUUUAAAUCAACAAAAAAUCAAUAAAAAUCAAUUAACUAAUUUCUAUUUUCCUAUCAAUCAAUCAUUUAUUCAUCGUCAACCCUUACAUGAAAAUCAAUUCAAUACUAUAUCAUAUAAUAAUAAUAAUAUUAUAAAAGAGAAUCCAUCUAAAUAUUCUAUGUUAAACAAUAAACAAACAAUAAAUAAUAAUAAUAAUAAUGAUUAUUAUAAAUUAAAUCAUUCAUUAUGUCAUUAUCAUUCAUUAUUAUCAUCUAUAGAAUGUCCAAAAUGUUCAACAUGUUCAAGAUUAUUGAAUCCAUUCAAUCAACAUAGCAAUAUAAAUUAUAAUAAUAAUAAUAAAAGUAAUAAUAAUAAUAUUAUGAUUAUUAAACAAUAUAUACAAAAAAUAAUACGCAUCUACAAACCAACAAAUACUACUUAUGAGUCAUGGUUACUAUUUAUUAUUGGUUAUCAUACAAUUAAUAAAUCGAAUGAAAAAAUUAUAAAAAUUAAAUUUAUUGAUCGUAUAUCACGUGAAUAUGAAUUUACAAUUGAUAGUUUUCAUAUAAUAAUUAAUAAUUUAAUAAAAUUUUAUGAUUUAAAAAAAAAAAAAAAAUAA